AAUUCAUGUUUUGAUGUUGUUUUAGUAAGUAAUGGCAUUACUAGUACUUAAAUGCCUUUCGGUUUCGAGAGAGGCAGAAAUAAAUAAGCAAUGCUUUUGUUUGAGGCUUUUAAUUUUUGGUUUUUAAGUAAAGUAGCACGACAGCUAUCUUAUUUUUACCGUAAAAAACCUGCCUAAGCCAUUGUGGAAUCUCUGAACUAGCCAACAGAAGACCGACCGUUUAUGAUCUUAUCAUUCUUAUGAAUCUGAGUCAUUUGACUUAUGCCUUCCUUCGACCGAAAUUCGAUGUGUUUUUAUUUUGAUAGCCGUCAGGGUGGAGAGUUUUGGCCUUGAUCCCCUUCUCUUCGUGUAUGAUUCCAUUGCGGAAGUGUAAAAGUCGCUGCGACUAUUCGGGACUUGUGGAAUGGCUUGGAUUUGCUGAUUUUGGUUUAUGAUUACCGUUUUCAAAGAUGGUUUCGGAAUAGGAAUUCCGGGAUUUGGAACAUAUUAGACAGUUGAUAAUUCAUCUCCGAAGGCGUGAGGGACCAAAGAGCCUGAUUUCUGUGCGCCAUGCAGCAGUCAAACAAACGAUUGCGAUCCCCCUUUGAAAAGGGAAGUCCUGGCAGUCUGCAGGAAGAAACUCGAGAGCUAGAUUCCAUACCGCUAUCUGUGGAGUCGCAACCGGUUGCUAUAAAACGACUUUGUCAGAAACUGGGAAAUUUGAAAUCUCCUUCAAAAUUGUGUGGAUUGACGCUGUCGACUGAGAAUGUUGAUCGAAACGAGAAACUGCAGACCGACAAGACUGACGACGAUAAUACUGCGAAACAGGAUGCCACACCAGAAAAUCCAGCCGUUAGUGUGCCGGAACGCCGCUCUGCGCGACAACUUCCCGGACAUUUUCCUCUUUAUACAGUCGUAUCCGUCGAAAUACGAAUGGGAUACACGAGUGUAUCUGUUGUACCGUACAACAAGCCCUCCGAAACUUCCAAAACCUGUCAGUUAAAAGGAUUUUGGGUGCAGUCCGUCCUCGGUCCGGGUGAUGAAGUGAUGGUAAUCGGGCAGUUUGAUGAAAGUGGAAUGUGUGUGAUUGAUGAUGCUAAUAAUUAUCUCAUAUCCCACCCGGAUGUCCUGGUUUCGCCCACUUUAAUCGGGGGCGCGCAGUAUUGUAUGAGGAAAGCCUUGCUCCAGGAUAUGAUGCGUUCGGAUACGACUAAGGAGAUGUUUAUUGGAACUUUAGUACAUGACUUGAUGCAGCGGAUUGCCGUAGCUGUUGCCGAUUGUGUUAAAAAACGAGUUGCGCGGAAGGAAACAUCCAAAGAAAUUCUUCAAAAAUUGCUGAACGACCCGAGAUACCGACAAGACAUGUAUGCUCUGGAAAUGUCACAGGAAACAGUCGCAGAUAUUGCAGACGGUUUCGUUCCCAACAUCGAAAAGUGGGCUAUGGAACAGUUCUCCACGCCUGCAGUGGAGAUAGCCGAUAUUGAGGAAUGGAUUUGGUCUCCUCGUUAUGGUGUCAAAGGGCGUGUCGAUAUGACGCUUCGCACAGCCGAAGGUAUCCGACCUCUCGAAAUCAAGACUGGAAAACCAUCGUUUGCCAUAUCGCACACUGGCCAAGUUCUGCUUUAUACGUUACUGUUAUCGGAAAAAUAUCGAAGUGAUAUCACCGAGGUUCUGUUUUACGCCAAAAAUGGGGACAAAAAGACUGUUGCUGCCCGUCACUUGGAAUUGGGUGGGCUGAUUCAAACCCGGAAUGAGAUCGCGCGUUUUAUAAAAAAAUAUCACAAUCGGAAUAAGGAGAAAUUUCUGAAUUUGCCGGCCCCGAUUAACGACGAACGUGCCUGCUCGCAUUGUCCUUAUGCAGUAACUUGCUCCUUGUACUAUCAGAAUGUGGAAUUACUGAGAGAACUUCGGAAACCUUUACCGAUUGAUCAUUACAUGAAUAAAAUGACUACUAUGAUGCUGGCUGAUUUAACGGAAGCUGACACGCGAUACUUUGAGAAAUGGAUUAUUCUAUUAUUCAUGGAAGCGAACAAUAGUCAGAAGAACGUUUCCGUAUUGGAUUUAUGGUCUCGAAAGGAAGUCGGUGAACUUAAACCUGACGCCAAACAGUUCUCUGCCAGUGGGCUGCGACUGAAAUGCGUGAAAAAUACGGGGAACGACCAAUUAAUUUACACCAUGACUUCUUCCAGAGCCCAGCAAACUGACUUAAAUGUUGGAGAUUUAGUGAUUUUGCGGGAGGACAGUAAUGCCGCCGGCAUGGUGAUAGAUCUCUGUACUAUUCUAACGUUAGGAAACGAGCCGGCGCUCAGUGUGGAUUUACAAGCCGAUCGCUUUUAUCACACUCCGAAGCUGAAUAAUCGUGCAUUCAGAAUUGAUAAAUACGUGUUUUCUGUAAGUUCAAUGGCGGCUUCCUAUGACGGAUUGUCAAGAACAAUGGAAAUGGGAGAAAAAGCCAGUCGGAUACGAAAACUGUUUGUGCAAAAAACGGCGCCAAGAAAGGAUCAAGGGAUUACCAAAAACCAGUUAAUAGAUUGUAAAGAUAUCCUGAAACCCCUUCCAAAAACCCAGCAAGCCGGCGUCGUAAAAGCUAUGAUGACAUCGGAUUAUUCAAUCCUGGAUUCGAGAAACCUCCCCGAUGCUUGCGAUUUUCUUACGGUAUUGUUGCGUUCCUUAAAUCGCUGUGGCUGUUCGGUCCUGUUUGUUUGCUCCAGUAAUCCCACGUUAGAUGCCGUGUUGUCUCGCCUUAAACUGGAUUCUUCUCUAAAUGUUUUGCGACUGGGAUCCGCUUUGCGAAUGGAUAACGGUGUGAAAGAUAUUUCCAGUGAAUUCAUUGCCUCCUCGAAAUCAUAUGAUGACAUGUGCACAUCUUUUAAGUCAGCCAAUAUUGUGGGAACAACAAGUGGGACGCACCGGCAUCCCGUUCUGACUAACCGGGAAUUUGAUAUCUGUGUGAUAAAUGAGUGUUCGCUCAUGCUUCAGCCAUCUCUCUUGGGAUUUUUCUUCUUGGCCCGGAAAUACGUAUUGGUUGGCGAUGGGACGCGAAGCCCCAAUAUGCGAUGCUCAGCGGCAAUUGAAGCCGGAAUCCAAGAAUCGAUCAUGAGCUACUUGGAACAAGUUGCUGUUUCUGCGAAUUCCUUAGUGAUUCUUUAAAUCUUUUCCUGUUAUUACAUCUGUCCUUGUGGUGGUUUGGUGUCUGCAUUAUAAUUUUCAAUGUUCUCUUGGUAAUGCUAGUUUUAAAGUAUUACUGCUGUGCAGUUCUGAAAUUGCUAUGUAUAAUUGUAACUUUUAAAACCAAAUUCUUGCCAGCACACAAAAAUGUUGGGCUUUCAGUCGUCAGUUAUUUUGUGGCCUUUGCGUUGUUGGAAACUUGUUGUUAGAAUUUAGAACCGCAAAGUUUUCGGCGGCACCUGUAAUAAAAAUAGU
Molecule: messenger RNA, 3402 nt
Organism: Paramacrobiotus metropolitanus
Lineage: Eukaryota; Metazoa; Tardigrada; Eutardigrada; Parachela; Macrobiotidae
Product: DNA replication ATP-dependent helicase/nuclease DNA2-like
Source: RefSeq, a predicted model, not a curated record